Penicillium crustosum is the source of this 2943-nucleotide messenger RNA. RefSeq lists its product as uncharacterized. The transcript has 8 exons. NCBI's taxonomy places the organism in Eukaryota, Fungi, Ascomycota, Eurotiomycetes, Eurotiales, Aspergillaceae. Bases 1 to 2943 code for a protein of 980 amino acids. The record is from RefSeq and is a predicted model, not a curated record.
AUGGCCAACACAUAUACACCACUGUUUGAGCGAUCACUUGAGGUCUUCAAAAAAGAUCUUAAUAAAAAGGACCGCGAUAACUUUAAGUUCUCUACGCUGGAAGAUUUAGAGAAAUGUCUCACGCAGUUGCAGGCCAAGCAUCGGUCUCAGCGCCGUAUGCAGAAUUUGAAUCGACUGAAGCCAUUCCUAGAGGCUAUGAAUCAGUUUGGAAAGGUGGUGGAGGUAUUUUGCAAUAGCAGUGAGCUCGUGCCAUUUCUUUGGGGACCAGUCAAGUUUCUGCUCCUAAUCGCAGAUACUUUCGAAAGCGCUUUUUCCGAACUGCUGGACACGUACGAAUACAUAGGAGAGAACCUGCCUUUGCUCUUGCAAUACCAGGAGCUGUUUCACACCAAUCCUCACAUGAUUAAGGUACUCUCGCUCAUGUAUGAGGACAUUCUCAAGUUCCAUCGCAUUGCUAUUCAAUAUUUCCAGCAGCGUUUGUGGAAGCAGCUGUGGCAUGCGACUUGGAAAACCCAACAAUCACGUUUCUCCAAUAUUAUUUCGGGCAUGGCACGGCAUCGUGCUUUAAUCGAAAGUCAAGCAGGCCUGGUCCAGAUUGCAGAUUCCCAGGAAGCGCGUCGUCUAGUGGACGAUCGGCAUAAUGCCGAAAUGCAAUAUGAAUCCCUGCGGCGAUCACGCACUGUUUUCAACUGGCUUAGAGCACCUGAUGUUGAUGGAAAUCAAUAUAAUUUGACCCAAACGCGAGCGGGUAAUCCUGGUACUGGAAGAUGGCUUUUGGACAACCAGGCGUUCAAGGAUUGGUUCGAUCCGAACUACCCCAAAAUACCUCCUUUGCUUUGGCUGAAUGGGAUUCCAGGCGCCGGAAAAACUGUCCUCGCAUCUCUCACGAUAGAGGAAGCCCGAAAACUCACCCCUAAACCAACGGUUCUUUUCUUUUAUUGCAAACAUGGCGAUCCCGAGCGUAACAGCUUUUUAGCAUUAGCGCGAAGUCUGCUCGCUCAAAUCUUGGAGCAGGACCAAAAUCUGCUUCUUUAUUUCUACCAGGAAUGCUGUAACAGCAAAGAAGCCGUGCUUACUUCCCCAGAGAAAGUCAAUAAGCUUUUAGAUUUUGCAUUCAGGAACUGCAAAAGUGCAUAUAUUAUUAUUGACGGGCUCGAUGAGUGUGAAAGAGAGCAACGGAAAAGCAUCGCUCAAUGGUUCAGAACAUUGGUUGAAAGUCUGCCCAUUACCGAGCCCUGGAGGCUGCGCUGUCUUUUCACCAGCCAAAACGACAGUCUGGCACGCAAAGACUUUAAUGAGAUUACAAGUCUUACCAUAGGACCCGAUGAUAUUAAGAAUGACCUUCAAGGCUUUUGCCGGCGUGAGGCAGACCAGCUGAGGGCUUCUUUGUACAUCUCCGAAGACAUGGCGGAUAGUAUCGCUGCGACGGUAGCUCAGCAAGCUGGUGGCAUGUUUCUACUUGCAGAACUGAUUUGGUUGAAUCUAUCCGCACAGACUACAAUUGUAGGGCUGGAGCAAGAGCUGGAUCCGAAUAUUUUCCCCUCUGGGGUAAAUGAUGCGUUUUUAGUCAAAGAAGGCCUUGUCGAUCCAUUGAAAGGAGAUAUCGGAAUGGCAGCUCGAUGUAUUAACUAUCUGAACUUUCCACUCUUUGUGAACACGCCGCUCGAGCAUGAUAUUCGCCGCGGCGACUAUGGAUUCAUGGAAUAUUCCGUUAUCCACUGGGUUAGACAUCUUGAAGGAGCAAUUGCGGAAGCAACCCGUCGAAUCGAAAGAACAAAGGUAGAGGCAGCCAGACCUCGUCAAAGUACGUCCGAGGAAUCAGAUGCACUCAAGCCCUGCGAGGCUUUGCUCGAAGAAGAUUACACAGAGAUUAUGGCUCCCCUCGCCGAGUCAUUAGGUGUCUUCAUUGAUCUGCAUUGGUCUCCAACAAAGAAAUAUCUAGAGGUAUCGGCCCGUAAUAAAAAAAGGCUCCAAGUUUUCCAAGAUACCACCUUCUAUGAGCAGCUGGAGCAGAUUGUUGUCUCAACCAAGAAGCAACUCCACUCAUUUGGUCCGCUCAAGCAAGAUGGAUUUACACUGAACCUAUUCAACCUUGUGGGUGAUAUCCGCGAAGGGAUAGAAAAAAUAGUGUCAACGGACCCUUCAUCUGAAAGGGACAUGAUACAGAAAUAUGGGGACAAUCUGUUCCGAUGCCCACGUUUCAGCUGCCAAUUCUUUUUCUCCGGAUUUCCCUCAUCCGAGAAGCGAGAUGAACACAUCAGUAGACAUGACCGAGCAUGGAGGUGCAGUGACGAAAAGUGCACCAGUUUUACUUUUGGUUUUGUAUCGGAGACCAGUCUGAAAAGGCACAUGAGAUAUGCCCACCCAGAUGCAUCACAGAGCCAAGGCUUCCCAUCCGACAUAGACAUCAAGCUAAGCCUUCGGCAAAGGACACCCGUGAUACAAGCUACUCCCCAGCGAGCACCUGAAGUGCAGAGUGCACAAGCUCUGCAAGCCACACCUGAUAUUCCAGUUCAUUCACAAGAGCCAUCAAGCUCAGACUCUGAGCCAGAGGUUCGACCCACAAAACGUUCGAAGACUCAAGAGAAGCAAGACUUCAAGUGUCCACAUUGUGCAAAAGACUUCAAAAGGCUCUUCAAUCUUAAGUCCCACCUUUUGACACAUACGGCAGAUCGUCCGUUUUCGUGUGAUAUCUGCCCAAAGCGCUUUUCCAGAAAGAAUGAUUGCAAUCGACAUAGGAAGAUCCAUUCAGGCGAGAAAGAUUGGGAUCUAGUAGGUUUAAUAUGUUUCUUGUUCUUUGAAUACAGAUCACAUAGAGGAGUACUUGGAUGUUACGGAGAGGUCUGGAAACUACAUCUUCACGGAAGAUUUUGGGAAAAGCACCGGUUUAUGGGGAUUCUACCAUAUCUGCAUAGUGCUCAUUUCUUAGCUAAGAUCCAGUGA